AUGCAACCUUGUAGACGAGUGAUUCGUCAGUUCUGCGAGACGACCACUCUUCAUGGCUUUAAAUAUCUGUUCUCUAAAUAUUAUUGUGAUAGAAUCGGAUGGCUAAUAUGUUGCUGCGCCAGCGGCUGUUGUGCAGCAGUUUUGUGUACAGUGGUGUGGGCGCGUUUUAUGCAAGUUCCAGCACUUCUGACCCUGGUAGAACUCUACGGAAAUCCUAGUGAGGUGGAGAUGCCACUGGUGGCUAUCUGUCCGCCAGUAGACUUAAUCGCUGAGAUGUUUGUUAAACGCUUCAAGGUGAAUAAAACUACCGCCACACAACUUCCGAAAAUAUUCAAUCGGCUCCUACGACGGAAGUACAUGCCGGAAGACCAGCUGGAUCUAGUCGCAGAGAUCCUCGAUCAGCACGAGCUCACCUUCACUCAAGCACUCUACGAAGUGAUGCCCGAAUGUGAAGACAUCAUCGUCAAAUGCCAAUGGCAGAAGAAGAGAUUGCCUUGUCGCCGUCUCUUUGAUAAGGAUUUGACCCAAUGGGGGAUUUGCUGUGUGGCUAAAUCAGAUGUUUUUAAAUCAACUAAAGUCUCUCGCAUGGAAUCUACGAGGAGAAUGAGUCUCGCGCUUCAGUGCCACGAUAAAUUGCUUUCACCGAAUUGUUAUUUUUAUACGAAGUACGAUGUGGAAGAAUGGUUCGAGCCCAUACCUCUAGCCCAGGGUUACCAUUAUGAAGCACAAAUGACAUUCGUUUCCGUUCAAGACAAGGACCCUAACAAACUCCUGGACGGGACGUGCGCGUCUCAUCAGUUUUAUUCGAGAAGCCGGUGCUUGUUGAAGUGUAUAGAGCGUCGUUGCGGAUGUCUAGAUGUUAUUCGAUUAAGCGACGAUCCUGCAGAAGCACAGCCCCUUCACACUUGUCCACUACGCAAGUUGAACUGUUUGAGAUCCUUGAAUCGUGAUAACAACACCUGUAACUGUUCGCCGACCUGCAAAAAAGUGUCUACUUCUUUGAUAUUGGACUCCAGUCCCAUGUCCGCUUUUAGACACACGAUUGAUAAUUUUUAG
Molecule: messenger RNA, 1056 nt
Organism: Leptosia nina
Lineage: Eukaryota; Metazoa; Arthropoda; Insecta; Lepidoptera; Pieridae
Source: the annotation of a GenBank genome assembly